GAGGGCAGCGCCGCUCUCCAUUGAAGAAGAACUGGAGAGGCGUCAAACACAAGCAUUGCCUUUGCAGCAACUCAGUUCCUUCAGAAGAGGGUCGAUGGUGGUUCGCUUUUGAAAAUUUGCAGACAUUUCCACUUCAUUGCUGACGUUCAUCCACCGACUACGGGAUCAGCUUCCCCCAGAUCUCCAGUAAGACCCACUCUUCCCAGUUGGAGACCAGCUCCACCCAGCCCAUCCAGCAGCCAUGGCAGAUGAUUCGGAUAUGCGCAAUGAACUAUCGGACAUGCAGCAACGUGCAGACCAGCUAGGCGAUGAGUCACUGGAGAGCACCCGCCGUAUGCUUCAACUAGUGGAAGAGAGUAAAGAUGCUGGGAUCAGGACUUUGGUUAUGCUGGAUGAGCAGGGAGAGCAACUGGAGCGCAUCGAGGAGGGAAUGGACCAAAUCAAUAAGGACAUGAAGGAUGCAGAAAAGAAUUUGAACGAUCUAGGAAAAUUCUGUGGUCUUUGUUCCUGUCCAUGUAACAAAAUGAAGAGUGGAGGCAGCAAGGCCUGGGGAAACAACCAGGAUGGAGUGGUAGCAAGCCAGCCUGCCCGUGUGGUGGAUGAGCGUGAACAGAUGGCCAUCAGCGGAGGCUUCAUCCGAAGGGUAACAGAUGAUGCCCGGGAAAAUGAGAUGGAUGAGAACUUAGAGCAGGUGGGAGGCAUCAUUGGUAACCUCCGCCACAUGGCCCUUGAUAUGGGCAACGAGAUUGAUACCCAGAACCGCCAGAUCGACAGGAUCAUGGAGAAGGCUGAUUCCAACAAGACCAGGAUUGACGAAGCCAACCAGAGGGCCACAAAGAUGCUCGGCAGUGGCUAAGCCUCUGGUCAGCCUGUUUUUACCAACCGUGCAGUUUGUCAAAAAGGCAAUGCGCUUAUCAUGGUAUUUACCUUCUAGGUUUGCACACAUGCACAUGUCGCCUGGUCCCCAUUGUAAAUGUUGUUCUAUGUGUCGUAUGUCAUCUUUUUCAAUGACUGUCCUCGUAAAUUAUUUCUUAUACUCGGUAUCAUUCUUUCCAAAGAAUAUUGUAUAUAGUGCUGACUCGAUGGCUCUUGCUUACUUGUGAAGUUUUUAUUGUAUUUAUCAGCUAUAUACAUAUACGUGUGUAUGUAUACAUAUACCUGCUUGUAUAUGUAUACAUAUGUGUGUGCAUCUCUCUCUCUCUCUAUAUAUAUACUUUUUGCUGGAGGAAAUAUAUAAUAGGAAUGCUAUUCAAGCUGUCUUUUCUUUUUUCUAUCUCAGUAUUGUCUUGGUAAAACUGUCAUACCACACUGCUACUGUCAUGCUCCUUAUAUUGAUGUUGUUAUGACAACAUGAAGAAUGGGAAAAAAGAUUGUGCAAAUGAUACUUAUACAACAAGCACUUACAAUCAAUAUCCUUGGUUCAUAUCCCUCAUCACAACCAUUAUCAGUUACUGUUUAGACAAUGUGCAACUAGAUUCUGUAGCAGUAGUAGUAAAAAACAUUGCAUUCCAAGUGAUGUGAAUUGUGCGUUAUGCAUGACAAAUUGUAGAUUUUAGCGUCUUAUAAAUAAAACUUGUUUUAAAAAGAUGACAAAAAAAAUUAGAAUCAUGGCAGUAGCAAAAUUGACAAAAGCAUGCUCAGUAUUAGGACACAGUGGAACGUUCCAUAUUACUGCAAGUUUGCAAUAGUGCCACCAUUUCAGUAAAUAUAUAUUCACAGACUGUGACCUUUGAUGUAAAAUAAUGCAAAAGUGACUUAAAGAGGCAAUGUGAUGAGAACGCAAAAUAAUGGUGGUGAGCCUGUCCUGCAAAAAUGACUUGUUUUCUAAAAGUGAAUAUGCAGUUUGGUGUAGAAAAUGUUCUUGAAAGGUGGGGACUGGUUGUUUACUGUAUCAUAGGUUUUGGAUGCUCUGAAAAAUUAUAUAAAUAAUAAUUUGCAAUGUAAAGCAAAGACACAUAUUUCUGAGAGACCUUACUUUUAUAAGAAGACUGUAUCCUGUUAGUUUACUUCCCCCAUGUGGUUUGUUAUUGGUAAAAAAUUAUAAUAAUCCAUAACCAAAAAAAAUGUAAACAAAAGGGUUUUUUGUUGCUUCUGUACUUAGAGCUAUGCACACCAAAUCACUAAGAUGUUGAAUAGUUAUCAUAAGAAGUCAAAUAAAUACCUUUCCUGAAUGACACAUAGGUUCAACUGUGAGAUUGAUGUCCUCAACGCAUGUAAUAUUGAAACUCCCUCUGUAUCCUCUCAGUCUGUGAAGUGGUUGACAUUUUGUAGCUAGCUGAAAUGAUUAAAAAUAAUAAAC
Molecule: messenger RNA, 2299 nt
Organism: Xyrauchen texanus (razorback sucker)
Lineage: Eukaryota; Metazoa; Chordata; Actinopteri; Cypriniformes; Catostomidae
Product: synaptosomal-associated protein 25-A
Exons: 8
Coding region: 242-856 (204 amino acids)
Biological process (GO): exocytosis; synaptic vesicle priming; synaptic vesicle fusion to presynaptic active zone membrane
Cellular component (GO): synaptobrevin 2-SNAP-25-syntaxin-1a-complexin I complex; plasma membrane
Molecular function (GO): syntaxin-1 binding; SNAP receptor activity; voltage-gated potassium channel activity
Source: RefSeq, a predicted model, not a curated record